Messenger RNA from Thermothielavioides terrestris NRRL 8126, 1581 nucleotides. RefSeq lists its product as uncharacterized. The record is from RefSeq and is a predicted model, not a curated record. The transcript has a single exon. The coding region runs from base 243 to 1394 and encodes 383 amino acids. NCBI's taxonomy places the organism in Eukaryota, Fungi, Ascomycota, Sordariomycetes, Sordariales, Chaetomiaceae.
GGCUGCGAUUGGCAGAUCUAUGCGCCGGUGUCCGGGCUGUGCAAUUCCGCUCCAAAGACCAGGAUUUCUGAUAAGCUGCCUCUUCUCAUCCUCGAAUUCCAGAGUCGGACAAAAAGUACGGAUUACAGCCAGUCUUUCUUUUGUGCCACCGAACCGCAUCGCGCCGGAUUCCUUCCCAAGUCUUCUCUCUCUUCCUUGACCCGUUGUGACCGCAUGCCGGGGCGAACCAGGUGGAACCGGCCAUGGACCCCGAACCCAUCCCCCACCUCCCCGCCGAAAUCUGGAUCAUGAUCCUCGAGCACCUGCCCCCCUCCUUCUACCAGCAGGACAUCCGCCGCCUCACCCUCUCCAAACGCUGGUACAGCCUUGCUUUCCCCACCUUCUACCCGCGCAUCGAGUACACGCCGCGCGUCAUCAGCCGCCUGGUGCACCGCAAGACCCAGUCCCUCGACCGGACCCGCGCCCAGCUGCGCAAAAGCCUGCGGUGCGUCAACAUCGUGAUCGAAGGGACCGGUGGUGUAGGCCAACCGAACCAGCCGGGCGGCGGCGGCGGCGACCCGGACCUGGCCUGCUUCAACACGCCCUCCAACCUGGCCCGCUUCUGCCUGAUGCUGCUCGAGUUCCAGGAGCUCAAGGCCCUGCGGUUCACCGCGCGCUGGCAGAACCGCGAGUGGCGCGCCGACCCGCUGCAGGCGCGCUACCUGUGCAUCACCAGCCUCAAGCCCUACCUCAGCCUGCUGACCAACCUCACCUCGCUGGACCUGGACCUCUGCGGCACCGACAUCGCCCCCGACCUCGGCCUGCCCGUGCACUUCUGCCCGCACCUCCGGCCGCUGCUGUCGAGGCUGACCUCGCUGCGCCUGCGCCUGCGGAGCAUCUGCCACCUCGCGCUCUGGCCGCUGGACGGCCAGCCCGUGACGCUGGCGCAGCUCUCGCUCAGCCUGUACCUCGGCCGCGUCUCGGACUACAACCCCAAGCUCAACGCGAGCAGGUCGUGCUCCUCGCCCGGCUGGAUCGCUCCGCUGGACGAGAUGCGCUCGAGCAUGAAGGCCCUGGUCAAGGUGAUGGCGGAGCCCAGGCGCGCCGAGAUGGUGCACCUAGCCCCGAGUGGGGAGGUGCAUGUUUGGGAUGCGUCGACCGAGGUCUGCGUCAGAGAUUGGUCUGAGAGGCCGAGGACGUUUCACUGGGAUUUUGGGCUGGACCCCAAACGGCCUUGCUUUUCGGAAGGCGCUGAUGAGUGGCCGUGGGAUGGUGAGGGCGACGCUGAUUUCCCGUAUACUAUCUACGGCCCGGGCGGCUUCCUGGACCAUGAUGGCUCUGACGGGUCUGACAGACCAGACGAGGUGGAACCCGUGGACGAGUAUUUUGACUUUGACGAGCCCGGAGCUGUCUAAGUCCUUGCAUAUGCUGCUGCCCAUUCUUGUUUUCUUCUCAUAGAUAGAACUUGAUACCCCUGAAGUUCUUUGCGGAGUUGCGUAUCCCUAUACUCGUGCCUGGAAGGCGCACCUCAAGCAGUUCCCAUGCGGGCGAGUUUGACAUUCUCCGCCAGAAACCUCUCAAAUAUCUCUCCUGGCGUGCGGA